Dermacentor albipictus is the source of this 1224-nucleotide messenger RNA. Lineage: Eukaryota; Metazoa; Arthropoda; Arachnida; Ixodida; Ixodidae. The record is from RefSeq and is a predicted model, not a curated record.
AUGCUGCGAAAGCUUGUCGUGGUCUUUCUGGCCACCGGAGCCUACGCUGUCAACGGUUAUGGCCGGCCGGACCUUAGCGAUCUGGAUGACUUCGAUGGCCCGGUGACUCCUACUACACCGACGGCCCCUACUGGCACAGAGACACCAACUACAGCGUCUAUACCGACUUCAUCGGCUGCGCCUGUGUCUCCUGCGCGACCUGUAGAUCCCACUGGUACACCGCGCCCGCUGCGUCCUGUGGUCCGUCCUACAGCCGUGCCCUUCUCUCCAGCGACAGGCCCUGCAAUAUUGGCGCCUGGAGCUGCUGGAAUUGUGCCAUCCGGAUUGCCGGCUGAAGAGUGGAAGCCCUACAGUUUUGGCUACGACAUCACCGAUGAAUUCGGCAAUCGACUGUUCCACAACGAGCAGUCAGACAACAAGAACGCCAGAACCGGUACAUACGGCUACCGCAGCAUCAAUGGCCUCUUCCGCAAAGUGUCAUAUGUGGCUGACGCUGAUGGAUACCGGGCUACCAUUGACACCAACGAGCCUGGCACAGCCUCUGGAGCUAGCGCCGACGCCGUCUUCAAUGCCAAUCCAGUGGCCGCACCACCCACUGCUCCUCGGCCCGGAGGCUACACUAGGCCUGUAUACAGUGGUCCAGCAUACACUCGUCCAGCGUACACUCGUCCUGCAUACACUCGUCCUGCAGCUCCAUUUAACGUUCGCGGCCCUGGACGCCACACGGGCAGCUACGCUGGCGGAUAUGGCGGCGGGUUUGGAGGCCCAUAUGGUGGCGGGUCCGGUGGCGGAUACCGUAGUGACUUCGGCGGGGUUUACAGCGGGGGCUAUGACAGUGGGUACAGCGGUAGUUAUGGUACUGGAUAUGGAAGCCGACCUAUGGGCGGUUAUGCAGGCGGAAACGCUAUUGUAUACCCAGGCAGGUAUCGGGCAGUAUUCGGAAGGGAUAAUAGCGGAGCAUACCGGGGAGCCGCUAGUCCAGGUUUUGGCUACGGCGGCGCUGGCUACAAAGCUGUCUACGGCGGAGCUGGCUACGGAGUUACAUAUAUUGGAACUGGCAAUGAAGCUGGCUACAGAGCUGGCUACACUGAUGCCCAUCGCCGAGGUUAUUUCGGAGCCGGACGUAGCGGUGGAUACGCUUCUUCUUCAGCCUUUCCUGCUGGACAACAUGGAGUGCAUAGUCAUCGCGGAUUUCUUGGCCACCAUGGAUACAGAGGCGGUUAG